This is a messenger RNA of Protopolystoma xenopodis, 2067 nucleotides long. Lineage: Eukaryota; Metazoa; Platyhelminthes; Monogenea; Polystomatidea; Polystomatidae. The record is from the annotation of a GenBank genome assembly.
GCCUCUCGUGAUCUGAUUGGUCAACUGGUUCGAGAAGUCACUUCCCAAUGGAUCACUUUUAUCGAUUGUCUAUCUGUCACAUAUUCACAAACCACAAACACACAUGAUUCAUCUUUGAUACCUGACGACCUUCUUCCUCCGGAAGUGCUUUUGCUUCGGCAACAGACGUCAAAUAAUAGCCUCAUUCAGCUAACUAAAGAGGCCGGUCUAUACUGUAGCAAGCUUACCUCUCUUGCAGACAAAAUUACCAAGCUAACACUCAUAACACCUGGUCAAUGUAAUGCUUUUUUAGUGCCUACUGAAUUUAUCCAAGAUCUGGUUUCGCUUCGCCUCUCAGUCACUGAACUUAGGAGCCUCACAAAUCAGAUUUCUGAAGCCUUUUGCUCGUCUCCCAACUUCCCACAUGACAAAGGAAUCUCCCCAGCCCGACACUUAGUUGAACUAGUCGAUAGAAUUGUAUCCGAGGUGGAUUUAUUGGAUAGCGAACUGAAUUAUAAUCAGUCUACUGUCCUUGGUCCUCACUCAAAUGCUGCCCAUGAUCAUAUAGUUAUGACUACUAAAAAUCCUAGUGAUUACCUCUUUACUCGACGCCUUUGCCGACUGAUCGAGUCUGUACAAUUGGCGGCCGAGGCUAUCUUUCGGCUCGAUCAGCCUGACCCUCAAACCAAAGGCCAGCCAGUUGGCCUAACUGUGCGUCUUGUAAAGAUGGGUUAUUCUGUGCUUCGAGACCUAGGUCCAAGAGUGGUCCUAAUUAACCGCCUGCUAGUAAAGCUUGGCCGUCAGUUGGAUUGCAAAGAGACACUAUCCUGUCCUCGUAGUUGUCAGCUGGCUAUUUAUGCUGUACUUCCACUUGUGCGUCUCUUCUACAUCUGUCUGGCAUCUCGCUGCUGGCAAAUUGACAAACUUACCAAUCAGCUUGUCCGACUUGGGCUUUUUUCUGCUCGUAUAGCCACCUCUCUGCUCUCUCGGGGCUUCUGUCUACCCGAAUGUUUGACACGUGGACAAUCAUCAGGACUCAAUGCUGCGGAUUCGGCGGGCCCCACAAACGAUGAAUCAUGUCAUCCUCAAGAGGAAGACGGCCCGACAAGUCUUUCUCACACUCUCUCUAACGACUCUAACUUGGCGGGGACUAAAGAUGUUAGCGAUCAGCUGGAAGCAAUGGACCAAAUUGAAGGACUUGCUGACGAUCAAGCCAGCCACGAUGGAGCUCGAGACAACGAGCAGCAUAAGGAUGACUCAGGGCGUGGCAUCGAAAUGCCAGAUGAUCAGUUUGGUACGAGUGAAGAUUUCCUAUCCGGUGAUUUAGAGGAAGAAAGCAAUGAGGAAAAUGACGGACUCGAUGAAAAAAUGGAUUCUGGAAGCGACGCAGGACCUGCUGGAGUGUCAACAGAGAUGUGGGCUUCUAGCGACGAAGAAGAGGAGUAUGAAAAUGAUGCAGAAGGUUCAUGCGAUAAGACUGGAGAACAGGCCCCUACUGGUGCUAGCAGUAAAGGGAGACUUGAUCGAAAGAGGCCAAAAUCUGCAGAUUCAUAUGGACCGUCCUUAGAGGAUAGGGAAAAGACAAAUAUGGAUGAAGACAAAUUAAACGAAACCAAAGAAGAUGAUCAUAAUGAAGUGACAAAUGAUAAAACUGACGGCUUGACUACACAAGAACAACAAAAGCCGAAAAAGUGUAGUCGGUCAGUGGCCAGAUCAGGUGAAGAGACAGUAGCCGGAACGGGCGAGGGUUCGAUUCUGCAAGCACCUUCGCCGAAACAGCAAGAUCCCGUGUCGCCCAUGGAAGAUGUUAAAGACAUGGAAAGCGAAGGCUGGAAUAAAGGGGACGAUAAUCAGGAGGGUGAAAAUGAAAAUAAACCGGAUGAAUCACUUUGUCCCGAUAAUCUAAUGGGCUCCCCAAUGGAAGAAACCAAUCCUCCCGAACUCGAUGACCUCACAGAGGCUAUUGAUGCUUUUCAUUCUACCGUUGACUCCAAUCUGCCUGAGGAAGAAGAUGAGCCACAAGAUGUAUAUGACGAAAGAGUAAUAGCGGACGAAAAUUUCGAAGAAUCUGGUAGGCUUUUUUAUUAG